GCGAAGACGACGAGCAACACCAGCAGACCAUAUUAGAUAGGACCACAGUGCAACUCCCUGCAAGCAGUCAAGCAACUGGCCCUCCCUCCCUCCAACCAAGCAGCAAGGGAGAGUAAGGCAGGCGAGUCAGCCAGCAAGCAAGACAAACAACAGACAACCGUCGACGCUCAUGACCAUGGUCACGAUCCUUGUCGCUGGGGGUGGCAUCGGCGGCCUCGCGUUUGCCUGCACGCUUCUUGAAGAAAAGAGCACACAGAACACCCAUCAGGAGGCACACGGCACACGGGUGGUAGUGUUGGAGCGGGCAUCAUCCGCAGAGGCAAUGAAGACACAACUGAGCCACUCGCUGUCGUUGCGCGCAGAUGUGGGUGGUAUCCGUGCGGUCGCACGCCUUGGGCAGGAGGAGGAAUUGCGUGCGUCAGCAACAGGCUCACAGGGCUUCAUUGUGGCUGAGGUGGUGGACCGGCAAGUGCGCAAGGUGCUUGCUUCGGAUGAGGUGUUCAGCAACGCAGGUGGUGGCAUCCGCAUCAACCGAUUCGUCCUCUGGCAAGCGCUGCUAAAGCGAGCUCAAGCACUCGGCGCAGACGUGCGGUUUGGUGCAGAGGUGACCGGAUUACAACAGAUUGAUCUCAAGGACCACCGCGGCGAGAGUGGCGUGACAUCAACCACACAGCAUUGUGUGGAGGUAACGUUGGCGGAUGGCCCAAUACUUCGAGGUGACGUGCUUGUGGCGGCAGAUGGCGUGGGUUCUGUGGUGCGUCGUAUCCUUGUGCCGACCUGGACACCGAACUUCCUCGACACCAUCAUUGUUGGUGCCACGGUGGACGUUGAUGACACCGAUGCAGCCCUCCCUUCUGCGCUUCGCCGCAGACAUGGCAGCGUGUGCGGCCGCAGAGGCACGUCCGUGUUUAUUGCUGAUGAGGGCAACAACCGCGUCUUGGUCGGCCUUGCUCUCCCCACUUCACACACCACGAGGUGUCGACGCGACGCCCUGCAACAUGACAAGGCGCUCCUGGCCCGUGCACUGGACGCUGCGACGGAGUACGGUGAUGAGCUGCAGCCGCUGAUCGCCAAGGCGCUGCUUGCACCUUCCGCAAGUGUGAUCACGUGUCGCGACGGCAUGUGCAUCCCCCCGCAAGGCCGCGUUGUCUUCAUAGGCGAUGCAAGCCACCCCGUCAGCCCGUUUGCUGGAGCCGGUGCCAACAUGGCACUGGUUGACGCCGUUCAGCUCGCAGACAUGCUCUCGGAUGCACUCACACCACACGAAGGUUUUGGAGUGCCACACGACAUACCAUGCGUCCUGCUGCAGUUCUUCGAGCAAACAGCUCCGAAGUGGAACAAGGUUGUGCAGCGACAACGCAGUACCAUCCAGGUGCUCCACACCACGUCCAAGACCGGCCUCUUCCUGCGCGAUACAACGUUUGCGGUCUUCCGUUUCGCCGUCGUCCACCCGCGCGUCUCUGCCGUCACAGCUACCACAACACUCGCUGCGCUUGUGGCCGGUGUUGCAUGUGGGGUGUGGCGCCUGGUCCGCGCUCUCGCUUGA
Molecule: messenger RNA, 1546 nt
Organism: Salpingoeca rosetta
Lineage: Eukaryota; Choanoflagellata; Craspedida; Salpingoecidae
Exons: 1
Coding region: 170-1546 (458 amino acids)
Molecular function (GO): FAD binding; monooxygenase activity
Source: RefSeq, a predicted model, not a curated record